Messenger RNA from Ilex paraguariensis (yerba mate), 210 nucleotides. The record is from the annotation of a GenBank genome assembly. Lineage: Eukaryota; Viridiplantae; Streptophyta; Magnoliopsida; Aquifoliales; Aquifoliaceae.
AUGAAGGGUGAACCUUUGAUUGUUAGAGCUUCAGCUGUAAUUGGUAGACUCAUGGACGACAUGGUAGGACAUGAGCAUGGGCAAGAGAGAGGAGAUGUAGCAUCAGCUCUGGAGUGUAACAUGAAACAACAUGGAGCCUCAAAACAGGAGUGUUACAUGCAACAACACGGAGCCUCAAAACAAGAGGCAUAUGCUGAGUUUGACAAAUAA